Messenger RNA from Peromyscus eremicus (cactus mouse), 1214 nucleotides. RefSeq names its product HHLA2 member of B7 family (gene Hhla2). The coding region runs from base 108 to 1214 and encodes 368 amino acids. The transcript is spliced from 5 exons. NCBI's taxonomy places the organism in Eukaryota, Metazoa, Chordata, Mammalia, Rodentia, Cricetidae. The record is from RefSeq and is a predicted model, not a curated record.
CUGGUGGGUUUGCACUUUGCUCAGAGUAACUCAUUGCAUUCCUCACUGCAUUUGACUAGAAGGUAUGGAGUUCUAGCCAAGCACGGUUAACAUGACCUCCACAAGACAUGAAGGCACGGGAACUGCUGUGUUUCUUCUUCGCUAUCACACUGGACCCUUGUGGAUCUCAAGACCUAUUCUUUCCAGUCUUCUUCAGUUACCGCAAUAGUAAUAAUGAGCAGCUCAUUAUUGGAAGAUAUGAUGAAGAUGUGAUUCUCCCUUGCCUGUUUACGAACGAGCCUGACGUUGUAAUUCACUGGAAAAUUCAAGAUAACACUGUUCACAGUUACUUCAAAGGCAUGGACCAGUUGGAAAGACAGUAUCCUAGAUAUGCAAACAGGACAUCCCUCUUUCACAGUGAAAUUCACAACGGGAAUGCCUCUCUAACGGUCAGAAGAUUGAGCCUUCUGGAUGAAGGAAUUUAUAGCUGCUAUGUGGGAACAACAAGUAGAUAUACUAUGAACAAAGUGGUCCUGAAAGUGGGAGCUUUCUACACACCUUUAAUGAAAUAUGAAAAGAAUACAGGGAUCUUUCUGGUUUGCAUUAUCCAGAGUGUUUAUCCUCAACCACGUAUCACAUGGAAAAUGGACAAUGCAAAUGUCUCUGAAAGCAGUACAGAAGUAACUGGGUCUCCGGGUCCUUUUUAUGUUAAAAGUACACUGAAUAUUACAGGAUUAAAUUCAUUUUUUGAGUGUGUUAUUGAAAAUUCACUUCUCAAUGAAACAUGGAGAGGACAGUGGACAUUUGCAGGUAGUCUUUGGAUGAAUCAAGGUGAAUCCAUCUCACUUUGGUGUAUAGUUGGCAGCAAUUUCUCUCUACAAAAUCAAGACUUCCGUGUUAGUUGGUCUAAAGUAGAAAAUGUCUUGGAUUGGCAUCUGAAUUCUUCACAGGACAGAACUGCUAAUGACCUUCACUUCGCAUGGAAUAAAGAGCUGAGAGAUCACCAUGACUUACUCAAGACAUUGAAACAUCUUCAUCCUUCAGACAGCGGGGAAUACUUGUGUAAUGUUUCUUCACCUGAGUAUACAUUACUCACCGUCUACAGGGUGCAUGUAGGUAAGCAGCAAAUAGGGCAGGCUAAUGGUUUUUGGGUGUUGCAACAAAGGUUUGUUAAAACUUUUCAAAAUGUCAUUGGUGGAGAAACCCAUGAGGGUAUUGCUCGUGAGGGUAGGUGA